Messenger RNA from Staurois parvus, 511 nucleotides. The record is from the annotation of a GenBank genome assembly. Lineage: Eukaryota; Metazoa; Chordata; Amphibia; Anura; Ranidae.
UUAUAUUAGUGCAGAACACUGUACCUUUAAUUUAAAUGCUCUUGGAGUCUGCUGGGGAAGAGAAAUAAUACUGUCAGUCAGUAUGACAUGCAGAUGAGUGCCGUCGAUCUUAGAAUCACCGCACACUUCACUCAUUUGGGCAGUCACGGGGCCAAAACCAGAGUGUGGAGCCACAGUGUGGCGGUGGAGGCAGCAGCAAUGGGAGGCCAUACAGCACCCUAUGAAAAAAUGGAACCCACCAGCAGUGUGAGGAGACCUGAAAGUGGCACAUGGCAGAGUGUGUGGCGAUGGAGACAGCAGCAAUGGGAGGCCGUACAGGGACCCAUGACACACUCUGGACCUGGCAGCAGCAUGAGGAGGCGGUACAGGGGCCCAUGACAGAUUACGGGCCUGGCAGCAGCAUGAGGAGUCGGUACGGGGGCCCAUGGCAGAUUACGGGCCUGGCAGAUGACGACGAGGCUGCCAAGGUCUCCGCCUCACUACUAGCCCCCUCGGCUGCGUGUGGAGGCGG